This is a messenger RNA of Fimicolochytrium jonesii, 1516 nucleotides long. RefSeq lists its product as uncharacterized. Bases 243 to 1169 code for a protein of 308 amino acids. The record is from RefSeq and is a predicted model, not a curated record. The transcript has 4 exons. NCBI's taxonomy places the organism in Eukaryota, Fungi, Chytridiomycota, Chytridiomycetes, Spizellomycetales, Powellomycetaceae.
UUUCCAUCAUUCGCUCUCUCUAUCCUAUAUCCAUCUCUCUUCUCUGCAUCAUACCCAACUUCUCUUCGUCUCUCUAUCAUACCAAUCGUACACCCAACUCACUCCCUUCCAUAUCUCAUCCAUCCGCCCGCUGUUCACACCUGCAACAAACAAACGCACAGCAUAAACACUCGUAAAGCCGUUCGUUCUCGGACUCCUCCCCCCGGAACACACCUCCCCCACGUAUCCCACUUACCGCUUCCAUGAGCACCACCUCCAAGAAACCACCCACCUCGUCGCCGUGCCACUACAAAACCCUCGGCGUGGACAAGAAGGCCUCGUACGAUGAUUUGAGGAAGGCAUACAAGAGGGAAGCACUCAAAUGGCAUCCGGACAAAAACAAAGACGACCCCAAUGCACCGCACCGGUUUCGUCAAGUAGCGGAUGCAUACGCCCUCUUAAGCGAUGAAACCCAACGGAAGAACUACGACAGCACCCUCUCGCAGAAAACCAGCACGAGAACAACCACCUCCCGCCCAGGGUACACGCAGACGACCCAAUCGACCUCGUCGUCAAGCCGCACAUCCCACCACCGCCCGUUCGAUUUCGCCUUCCCGACCUUCGCGACAGACCCGACGGACCCGUUCGGGGACCAUUUCAAGUUCGGGUUGGGUGAGUCGCGGCGUCGGAAUCCUCACCACUAUCAUCAUCGAGGAGGAGGAGGAGGGGCCGCCACGCCGCCGUUCUUUCCCCGCCCGUUCGCAUUCGACGCGGACCCGUUCGCGAUCUUCGACGAGGUGUUCUUCGGGGGUGUGAUGGGCGCGACACGGGAGACCCCCCGCCGCGGCAGCGACCCGCACAUGCACGCGAACGCGGACACGAGCGCGUUCCAUGCCACCGUCGGCGCCCAGCGAUUCCACCACCACCAACAUCAUCAGGAGGAGGAGGGUGACAGAUGGACGCCGGUCGCAUUCCCGCACGACCAUCACCGGUCGACACCCAUCCACGUCUCAUCCACAGACGCACACUUUCGGAACCCCGAUAUCGCGACGGCGCAUUCGGGCGUGUGGGAUGCCCGCGGUCACGGUGUCCCGAGCCCGAGCUCGCCACCCACCGGUGUGAGGCGGAACGACCACGAUGCCGCGGCGGGGCAGCCGGGCGGGAGGAGGGUGAGGAUUCCGAUUCUGUGAGUGGUGGGUGGGGUAUCAGCCCUCCCUACGCGAAGCUCUACGGGCAUUGUGACCGGGAUAGGCUCAACGAUUCCGGGUAUCGGUGGGGUUUACGCGAAGGGCGGGGGGCAUCUUCCCUUUUUCUCGUACGGUUCGGGGAGUGUAUGUAUGAGGGCGUGUAGUGUAGGGUAUGGAAGAAGAUUCGCCGGUUGCUUGAUUUACUUAUCGUCUUUUCAUUGUCUUUUUCUUGCGUUGGGGAGGUGUAUGUGCGUGUUUUGAUACCUACUCACGUCCAAUAAAUGUCUCAGUACGCUGUUCACCGUCUCCCCUUCCCCAUGUAUCUAUCUCUCACCCCCGCGGCACGACGU